This is a messenger RNA of Parasteatoda tepidariorum (common house spider), 2464 nucleotides long. The record is from RefSeq and is a predicted model, not a curated record. Lineage: Eukaryota; Metazoa; Arthropoda; Arachnida; Araneae; Theridiidae.
UAGGUAGUUUAUCUUAAGCGAUUAAUAUCUUCAUUAUGAUCUAUGUAAGCAAAAAACUGAACUGAGGCAUUUUAUCUUAAUCGAUUAAUAUCAUCGAUAAAUAUCGUUAUUGUUUUGUGCGCAUGUUGACGAAAUUCAAAUUAUUACUUUUUGUAAAUCAAUUAAUAUUUUCAAUGGGAAGAGGGAGAAAAAAACAUUUUCGUAAAGGUCGAGACUCUGGAAAGACAACUAGUAAACAUUCAAGUAAGGAUGGUGGUCAGAGACAAGCUUACAAAGACAUUGUCAAAGAUAAUGAAAACUUUGUGAAGUAUUAUAAAGUUCAAGGUAUUGUGCCUCCAGAAGAGUGGGAGAGUUUUAUGAAUUCAUUGAGAGAAUGCUUACCUACCACUUUUCGCAUCACAGGAUACAGGGGGCAAGCAAAGGCUCUAUUAAAUAUCAUAAAGGGAAAAUACUUUGAGGAUUUGUUAAAGAUUAAAGAUGAAGGACCUGAUUUUUACAAGCCAUUCAAUUUACCAUGGUAUCCAGGUGAACUUGCUUGGCAAAUGAAGUUAUCUCGUGUUGCUAUUAGAUCCUCCGAGAGCUUACGACAGUUGCACAAUUUUUUAGUUUCAGAGACUCAAACGGGAGAUAUUAGUAGACAGGAAACAGUCAGCAUGAUUCCUCCCUUACUUCUUCAAGUUGAACCUCAUCACAAAGUUUUGGACAUGUGUGCAGCUCCUGGUUCAAAAACUGCUCAACUGAUUGAAUUUUUGCAUAGAGAUGAAGGCAAAAUGCCAGAGGGUUUGAUAGUUGCAAAUGAUGUUGAUAAUAAACGAUGUUAUAUGCUUGUGCAUCAAGCCAAGCGUUUAAAUAGUCCAUGUCUGUUAAUCACCAAUAAUGAUGCUGGCAUCUAUCCCAACUUUAAAAUCACUGAAGAUGGCAAGAAAUUUAAUUUAAAGUUCGAUAGAAUAUUGUGUGAUGUGCCUUGCAGUGGUGAUGGUACAAUGCGUAAAACAGCUGAAAUAUGGACUAAAUGGCAUACUGCCAAUGGCAACAACAUGCAUGGACUGCAGCUGCGUAUCCUCAGGCGUGGGCUAGAACUUCUUGCUGUUGGUGGUCGCAUUGUAUACUCAACAUGUUCCUUAAAUCCUGUUGAAAAUGAAGCUGUCAUUUGUACUAUUUUACAAGAAACAAAAGGAUCUGUUGAGAUAGUGGAUGUUAGAUCUUUAUUGCCCGGUUUAAAAUCUUGUCCUGGUCGGACUGAAUGGAAAGUUGCUAAUAAGGAAAUGGAAGUAUUUGAUAAGUUUGAGGAUGUACCAGAAAAGAACUUGACUCAUAUCCGUCCACAUAUGUUCCCUCCAUCUGCAGAAGUAAUAAAAGACUUGCAUCUUGAACACUGCAUAAGAAUCCUACCUCAUCAUCAGGACACUGGUGGUUUUUUUGUAGCUGUACUUGAAAAGAAGGACAAACUUCCAUGGGAAAAGUCAUCUGAAAACGGUGUCUCCUGUGAAGAAAAAAGUCCACCUCAAAAGAAAAGAAAAGUAUGGGGGUAUAAAGAAGAUCCUUUUGUAUUUUUAGAUGAAAAUGAUGAAAUUUUUCCCAAGAUUAAAGAAUUUUACAAUUUAAAAGACUUUCCAUCAUCACAGUUGCUUAGCCGAUGCAAAGAAGGAAAGAAAAGGAAUUUGUAUUUAACAUCAAAGAUAGUUAAAAACAUCAUGGAAAACAACUUGGACACUUUUAAGAUUAUUAACACUGGAUUACGCAUUUUGAGCAGAAGUGAAAACAAAGACACUGUGUGCAUUUAUCGGUUUACUCAAGAAGGUAUAUCAACAGUUUUGCCUUUUAUGGGAGAAGAAAGAAAAGUGACCAUUGAAAAAGAGGAUUUGAUAACAUGUCUCACUAAUGAAUAUCCUGCCCAUUCUUUGUUUACAGAAAGCAUGCAGGCCAAGCUACCAAGCAUAGUGUCUGGCUGUGUUGUUCUUUGUUACACUGGGAAUGUUGGAAAAGAUGAUGAAUUCAAAGUUGAGCUAUGUGGUUGGAAAGGAAAUCAGACUCUCCGGUGUUAUGUUCCUAAAGUAGGCCGAGCACACUAUCUAAGAAUAUGUGGAGUUGAUGUAUCUGAAUAUGAAAUGAGAGAGAAAAAGAAAUUUAAAAUUAAGGAUGAGAGUGGAGAAAAUGUAGAUGAAGAAAUGCUUGAAGAAUCUGAAAACAAUGAAAUAAUAUCUGAUGAACUAUUAGAUUGUGAUUCAGACACUAAAAAUGUAAUCAAAAGAGCUGAUAAUGCUGUUAUAAGUUGACAAUUGCAAAUGACUGCAUCAGAAAACCAUGUACUGUCUCACAGAAUAACAUAGGGUUUUCCUAUGAGGUAGUAGAGAAAUUUCGCUUUGAUUUUGUUCAGGAGCUUAAUGCUUGGAGGGUUAAACAAACAAAAUGUAAUAUGAAGAGUUUAAUCAAAGAUUUAAUAAAAAUUUAAUAUGAUAAACAA